GCUGAGAUAGGGUAACAAAAUGAACUACUGUAUGCAAGAAAUAUAUGAAGUGCACCCAGCUGCUGGUAGCAACUGCUACAUGCAGUCCACUGAUUAUUGCACAUAUAUCGAAGAAAAUCAGGGUUACAGCAGUUGUGAUGCUCAGGUCCUGCACAGUAACAACAUAUAUAUGGAACAGGCCUGGGCGGUGAAUCAGCCUUAUACCUGUAGUUACCCUGGAAACGUGUUUAAAAGCGAGUACUCUGACAUGGACAUGGCCCUGAAUCAGUACAACCAACCUGAAUAUUUCACCGAAGAAAAACCUACUUUUUCUCAAGUGCAGUCGCCAUCGUACUCUCAGAAGAAAGGGUAUAUACCCAGUUACUUAGACAAGGAUGAGCUAUGUGUAGUAUGCGGGGACAAAGCCACCGGAUAUCAUUAUCGCUGCAUCACUUGCGAAGGUUGCAAGGGUUUUUUUAGAAGAACCAUUCAGAAAAACCUCCAUCCAACCUAUUCCUGUAAAUAUGAAGGAAAAUGUGUGAUAGACAAAGUAACAAGAAAUCAAUGCCAAGAAUGUCGCUUCAAAAAAUGUAUCUUUGUUGGCAUGGCAACAGAUUUGGUGUUGGAUGAUAGCAAGCGGUUGGCAAAGAGGAAGCUGAUAGAAGAAAAUCGAGAGAAGAGACGUCGAGAAGAGCUGCAGAAAACAAUCGGGCACAAACCAGAGCCAACGGAUGAGGAGUGGGAGCUCAUCAAAAUUGUUACUGAAGCACAUGUGGCCACCAAUGCACAAGGAAGCCACUGGAAGCAGAAAAGGAAAUUUCUGCCAGAAGAUAUUGGGCAGGCACCAAUAGUUAAUGCCCCAGAAGGUGGGAAAGUGGAUUUAGAAGCCUUCAGCCAGUUUACAAAAAUUAUCACACCAGCGAUUACAAGAGUGGUGGAUUUUGCCAAAAAGUUGCCUAUGUUUUGUGAGCUGCCAUGUGAAGACCAGAUCAUCCUUCUGAAAGGCUGCUGUAUGGAGAUCAUGUCCCUCCGAGCAGCAGUUCGCUAUGACCCCGAGAGUGAGACUUUAACACUGAAUGGGGAGAUGGCGGUGACAAGGGGCCAGCUGAAAAAUGGGGGUCUUGGUGUAGUAUCGGAUGCCAUUUUUGACCUGGGCAUGUCUCUUUCUUCAUUUAACUUGGAUGACACCGAGGUUGCCCUUCUUCAGGCUGUUCUGCUCAUGUCAUCAGAUCGCCCAGGCCUUGUUUGUGUCGAGAGGAUAGAAAAGUGUCAAGAGGGUUUCCUGCUGGCAUUCGAACACUACAUUAAUUACAGAAAACACCAUGUUGCACACUUUUGGCCAAAACUGCUGAUGAAAGUGACAGACCUGCGAAUGAUCGGAGCCUGCCAUGCCAGCCGCUUCCUGCACAUGAAGGUGGAAUGCCCCACAGAACUCUUCCCUCCAUUGUUCCUGGAAGUAUUUGAGGAUUAGAGAGACUGGAGUGGUUCUCCGCACCCCCGUGGCACUACUGGCUGUCAUUUCAUCCCGUUGCCUGGCUCUUCUCACCUCUGUUUGUUCUCCUUCUUUCGUUCUCUUCUGUUCUUGAGGCGGGGUUGGGUUUUUGUUUAGGUUUUCGUUUGGGGUUGCUGGGGGCGGUUGUAUACACACGGAUGAAAACAUCCCUUUAAUGCGGGUACUUGUGACUAUUGCAAUUUGUUCUUCAGUCCUUUGAUGUGAA
This is a messenger RNA of Tauraco erythrolophus (red-crested turaco), 1697 nucleotides long. Lineage: Eukaryota; Metazoa; Chordata; Aves; Musophagiformes; Musophagidae. The record is from RefSeq and is a predicted model, not a curated record.